AAUUCACCAACUGGCAUCAUUCGGAGUCCAAGUGCCCACAAGUUCGGAUCGUCACGUUUCUCGGGAGUUGUUUACAAUUCUUACGCGUCGCACGUGGUUCCAAUCGUCAACGAAUCGCACCGGCUAGAUUAAGUAAAUGUUCUGUUUUGGUUGAUGGUGGAAUGCUUCCGUUUCUAGGAAUCGUUGCAUAAGUGCAUUGAGGUUACCUUGAAAUUACGUUCGUUGGGCGCCGCAAUGACAAUCUACGGAAAAUUAGUGCAAAUCAUUAUUAUCUCUUUCUGAGAGGAAGAAAUUGGCGUUGUUUUGGCUGUGUCUGACCGUCCGGAUAUUGCUGCGUGAACAGCUAUUUGCCGAGUUCAACCACGUCGUCGGAUUGCGGUUGAUGUGCAUCAUGCGCUGCUGCUGAGAGGUGGUGAACCGAACAUUGAUAGGAAGCACUUUGUCCAUAAGAUGAACAACAUUCCACUAGCAUAGAAAGCAUCAGCACCUCAUCUCAUAAUGUCCAACGAAUCAAUUCUACAUAAACGGAACGUUUUGAUAACCAAUGGAUGCUCCCCGCUUUCGCAGUUACUGUGCGAACUGUUGAUCGAGAUUCACAAAUGCCGCGUGGCUUUAGUCACUCCUCCUUCCGGGAAACGAUCGGACUCAGUUCGUCAUCAACAAUUUAACUGUGACCUAUCCAGCAGGAAAGAGGUCAGUGAACUGGCAUCGAAGCUCAAAACACAAUUUGGUUCGAUUCAGUUGGUGAUUCAUCAAGAAUGCGACAACGGUAUCGGAAUAACGGACGAACAAAUGGAACAAUUCGUCAGUCAGACAUCGAGCGACAUUUUAGGAUAUGUUAACCUCCUCACAUGCUUCGUCCCUGACAUGUUACAUCAAGGCUCUGGACGCAUUGUCUCCAUCAAAAACACUCCCAGUAGAGCUCACGCUGCCAUAGACUGCUUGCCGGAUUAUGAUGAUCUCGUAGAAAGUAUUUGCCGCACUCAAGUGGCUUCUGGUCUCAGCCGUCCGGAAAACAUCCGGUUAACCACCGUUUUCACCAAUCAUCCGCAGCAGCAAAAACACCAGACAAAGCUAGCGCCGAAUCUUAAUUUGUCCAGCAAAGAAGUCGCGCAGCGGAUUCUCAUGGGAAUCGAAUCGGAUCAGACACACGUUCAGGUCCAUACGCGACGCAAUUUGUUUGAGUUCUGCUCGAGCAAUAUCGUUCAGUUGGCCACGUUCGGGUUGGAUAAGCUGCAACUGAGAAAAUCUCAGAAAAUUCCAAUGAAGGUACAAUAAAGUUGUAUUUUGAAAGCAAAUGAAGUGUAAUGAAA
Aedes aegypti (yellow fever mosquito) is the source of this 1313-nucleotide messenger RNA. RefSeq lists its product as uncharacterized. The record is from RefSeq and is a predicted model, not a curated record. NCBI's taxonomy places the organism in Eukaryota, Metazoa, Arthropoda, Insecta, Diptera, Culicidae. Bases 499 to 1278 code for a protein of 259 amino acids. The transcript is spliced from 4 exons.